Messenger RNA from Micropterus salmoides (largemouth bass), 3101 nucleotides. RefSeq names its product cAMP-responsive element modulator-like. The record is from RefSeq and is a predicted model, not a curated record. The coding region runs from base 1650 to 1961 and encodes 103 amino acids. Gene Ontology annotation, cellular component: nucleus; ATF4-CREB1 transcription factor complex. NCBI's taxonomy places the organism in Eukaryota, Metazoa, Chordata, Actinopteri, Centrarchiformes, Centrarchidae. Gene Ontology annotation, molecular function: RNA polymerase II cis-regulatory region sequence-specific DNA binding; DNA-binding transcription factor activity, RNA polymerase II-specific. The transcript has 2 exons. Gene Ontology annotation, biological process: regulation of transcription by RNA polymerase II.
AAAAUAUAGGUAUGAUUGUGAAUUUUCCCAUGUUGAUUGUUGACAUUAGUAGUCAGAAUUGGGAAUGAAAAGAAAUCCUGAUUAUUUUUAGGCAUUACAUAUUUGUUUAUGUUUGUCUGUGAGGUUUCCCCAAACCAUUAUAAGAGGACUCAGUAAUUCCCUCAAAUAACAUCUCAACUAAGUUCCUCAAAAAAAGUAGCAAAGAACUGUUGAAAUCUCAUUUUCGACAGUCAGCAGCAACAAGCUUAUUCUGAUUAGAAACGUUUUCCCAGGGUCUGCUUGUCUCUUCAGUCAUACCCUCUCUCUCUCUUUCUCUCAGUCCCCCCUCCCACCCCUCCCUCCCUCUCUCUGUGAAAUGCUUCAAUGUUCUGCCCACUCAGAGCACAUAGCGGCAGUAGCUGACGUCGCUGCUUUUCCUGGAACUGGCCCCCAGCAGCGUCAUGUAAAUGCAAACCGGCAAAUAAGAUGUGCAUUGACGUCAGCUGCCGGCCACGCUGUGAUUAUAUGCUGUUCUCUUUGCAACUCACACAUAUCACAGAAUUAAUCAUCAGUGUGUUACAUGAUAUGAGGAGCAGAGACUUCUACUGGCACUGAAACAAUGAACAGAAGGGAGAAGUAGAUAACAAAUGGCACCAUCUCUCAAUGUGUAUUUCUUGCUUUUACAGUGUCACAUACACCCAUUUGAUAAGAUAAAAGAAGAGAGAAUGUAAUGUGGUCACUUAUGCUCUCUAAUUAUAUCUAUUUAUUUUUAUCUAUUUAGCACAGCCUGAUAUGCUAUCCUGCAUUUCACAGCACACACUGAAUGAGCAUGUGAUAAAUAAAACCGUUCUUCAAAUUUUGAAAACUUCUGGUUUGUGAGAGUCAUAUGGGAAAAGAUUAAAGAGUUAAAGGAUGCUGACUGACGUGGAGCUGUUGCACCAGAUCUUCAUAAAUUCAAACUUAAAUGAGUGACAAAGUGUUUAUUAAGUGAAGAAUAACCCAUUACUAUUACUAAUUUAAUUAAAUCUAAAUUUAAAGGUUGCAUCAGACAAGCUAGUUCUUAUAUAGAGAUUAGUUGUUUCUAAUAUUUACACCCAGUGUGCAUUCGGUGUGACAUUAGCAUGCUAAUACAUGACACAUACUGAGAUGUUGACAACAUAUCUGACCUGACACUUUGUUAAAAUUCUGUUUAAUAAUUGUUUAAACUGGGAAGAUUUAAAAUGACAUUUUAUAAAAAUAACACAAUUUCCUUUUAUACUUACCAAUAUACUGUAUUAUAAUAUAUGAUAACUUUAACUGAUGACCACAAAUGCCAAAGCUAGCACCAGUUAGGCUAGCAUUAUCAGAUAUUUACCAUUCAUUCUAAACUCCAAAAGUACUACUAACUCAUAUUUAUCUAUGGUGCAGAAAGAAAUCAAAGCAAUACUUGGAUUUAAAAAGAUUAGUCAUUUAUCUGUAAUAUAUCACUUGGUCCCUUGAAAAGUUUUUUUGCAGUGAUGUUACAGCUUGUGAUGUUCUAGUGACAGUGGUACAGCAAUUUGCACAUUGUCUUUUCAAACUAAGACAUUUCUUAAGUUGUAUUGGUGCAUCCCAGUUUAGUAAAUCACUGAGAACUUUUGGAAGGAAUUAACACACAAGCUUCUUCAUGCAACACAAUCCUCUUUACUGACAUGUUGUUUUGUGUCUCCCCAGGCACUGCAGGUGACAUGACUGCCUGCCAGCUGCGUAACCCCAGCUCCAGCCUACCACAGGGGGUGGCAGAGGCCAGCGCUCACAGCUCCCACAAACCUAUAGAGGAUGCCUUACAAAAGAGGGAGCACCGCUUGAUGAAGAACAGGGAAGCCGCCCGGGAGUGUCGACGCAAGAAGAAGGAAUAUGUCAAAUGCCUCGAAAAUCGCGUGGCUGUGCUCGAAAAUCAAAACAAGACUCUGAUUGAGGAGCUUAGAGCCUUAAAAGACAUAUAUCGUCACAAAGCCGAGUGAUUCCUCUGGCGAGAGGAAGAACCCGGGAUUGUGUGGACUGUUUUGGUGUCCUUCUGUGGGGUGUCUUGAGGACUCUGGUUUUGCUUGUACAGACACACAAAUAGACACAUACUCACACAAGAAACUCCUUGUCCUCGCUGUUAAAUGUGUUUACACGAUGAUGUCAAUGUUUCUGGCUCUGAAUUAUCCAUGCACCGCCACCAGUGAAAAAAACAAGAACCCUGUUUCAGGUCAGGCUUAUUAUCAGUGAGUAUUACGCAGAGCUUAUGUCCCUUUGAACAGGGAGGCUGCCAAAGCAAGCAGGAAGAGAAGAACCGAAUAUAUGAUCCACCUGCAAACUCGCAAUGCCUUACUGGAGACGGAGAAUCGGAUGCUGAAGACCCAGAUGCAGCUCUUGUGCAACCCGAACAUCCAAAUUCCCUGCCAAGAUCAGCCACAAACGCCUUCGCUGUUAUCACCUUAGCGCCACUGCAUUAUACAUUCCUUUAUGAUCAGUUUCAUAAUUUGGCUUAAAAUACUGUAUGAGUUGAAAGUCUAUGUGAUGGUGUCAGUCAGGGCUUCAUCUUGCAAUGUUUGUGUUGUAUUCGAUUCCGCCUCAUAAAUCCUGAUGCAAGCUCACUAUCUGGGAUUAACACCCACUGCAUUUAUCGCCCGCUUUCAUUUGUGUUUAAUGUAGAGACCUAUCAGGAUCGAUUGAGCCUCUGUGUGAGGACUUAACUGCUUUUAACAUGUGGUGUUUACAUUUAUUUGGGCAAGUUUACACUGCAGUGCAUCAUUUUUAUUUUUUAUUUUUGUAAAGGGUGGGAAAGUGUUUAUCUUCAUAUUACUGAGUGUAUAUUUACUUUUAAAAAAUUACACACCUUUGUGGAAAAUGCAUGAAUUUACUGUUUUACCUACAGGUUUUUUUUUUUUUGCUUCAUCUCAGUAUGUAUGGCUGAAUUUAGAAGCUGUUGUAAGUAUCAUUUUGAUGCGGUUAUUUAGGCAUUUGAUGCAGACAUCCAGAUUUUUAGUAGACUCCUCUGUUGGUGAUGAUUUCUCCUCUGUAACACCGUUGUCUUGCUGUGAUCACACCUUAUUUAAAGACCUUAUUGACACAUCUUUAAAAAAUGUAUUCGCUUCAAUAAAAGUUCUUUCUCAGGA